AUGCGGCUCUCCACGCGGGUGCCGCUCCUCACCGGCUGCGUCCUGCUGCUCGCCUCGGCGUGUGCGUGCUGCGGCCCGGGCAGAGGCUACGGCAAGAGGCGGCCGCCCCGGAAGCUCACGCCCUUGGCCUACAAACAGUUCAGCCCCAACGUAGCCGAGAAAACCUUAGGCGCGAGCGGAAGGUACGAAGGAAAGAUCACGCGCAAUUCAGAGCGCUUUAAAGAGCUGACGGCGAACUACAACCCAGACAUCAUCUUUAAGGAUGAGGAGAAUACAGGUGCGGACCGGAUGAUGACGCAGCGAUGUAAAGAUAAGCUGAACUCUCUGGCGAUCUCAGUGAUGAACUUAUGGCCAGGUGUGCGUCUGCGAGUGACGGAGGGCUGGGAUGAGGAUGGCCAUCACUCCGAAGAGUCUCUGCACUAUGAGGGCAGAGCAGUGGACAUCACUACUUCAGACCGCGACCGUAACAAAUAUGCCAUGCUGGCCCGUCUGGCUGUAGAGGCCGGUUUCGAUUGGGUUUACUAUGAGUCCAAAGGCCACAUCCACUGCAGUGUCAAGUCAGAACACUCUGUGGCAGCUAAGACGGGGGGUUGCUUUCCAGGAAGGGCAUGGGUGACACUGGAAAAGGGGGGUCGGAAGUCAAUGCGUGACCUGCAGGCUGGUGAUCGUGUCCUGGCAUCGACAGAGAGUGGCAAUCUCAUCUAUAGUGAGGUCCUCGCCUUCCUGGACCGUGACCCAGCGAUUAAGAAGCACUUCUAUGUGAUCAGUACACACAAUGGGGCCACUCUCUCCAUGACUGCAGCACAUUUGCUCUUUGUGUGGGAUGGAAACUGCACUGGUGGGACCCUGCCAGCAGAAGGGGCUAUGCGUACAAUAUUUGCCAGUGAUGCACACCCAGGGCAGUGUUUGCUGACUCUGGAGGAAGGGGCCGAAGGGCUUCUAAAUGGCCAGCUUUCGCGCAUCACCCGACUGCGUGUGUGGGAGGAUCGUGGUGCAUAUGCCCCACUCACUACCCAGGGAAGUCUGCUGGUCAAUGGGGCAAUGACUUCAUGCUACGCUGCAGUAGAAAAACAUCAGCUUGCUCACUGGGCUUUUGGCCCACUCCGCAUGCUUUACAGUUGGACUGGGCCAAAUCGAGUCCACGGAGAGGGACUACACUGGUAUGCUCAUGCCUUGCGCUGGGUGGGAAAACUGCUGCUGGACUCUGAACUCUUUCACCCCUGGGCCAUGGAGGGUACUGAUAGGUAAAGGUCUGGAACAUGUAGAGGACAUGGCAGAAGAAAAAGAAGAAGAAGCAAAAUAAAUGGAGGCUUAGGGCAAGCAGGCCACUAUAGAGACACCAGGAUUAAACAAAAAUCCUCUGUAAAAGACUGAGCUGCAAAAUGCCAGAAACAGACAGAAAGCAUACCUCUUGAUCUGUGCUUUGCAAGAAUUCCAGUCAUCAAAUGUUUUUUGUUCUAUUUGGUGGAUGACUGGCAGCUUCUGGUACAGAAAAGGGUGCC
This is a messenger RNA of Colossoma macropomum (tambaqui), 1502 nucleotides long. It is a transcript of the gene ihhb, whose product is annotated as Indian hedgehog signaling molecule b. The coding region runs from base 1 to 1248 and encodes 415 amino acids. Gene Ontology annotation, molecular function: calcium ion binding; patched binding. Gene Ontology annotation, biological process: multicellular organism development; smoothened signaling pathway; cell fate specification. NCBI's taxonomy places the organism in Eukaryota, Metazoa, Chordata, Actinopteri, Characiformes, Serrasalmidae. The record is from RefSeq and is a predicted model, not a curated record. The transcript is spliced from 3 exons.